GGACCCCUGAGACGAGACGGGGGGGCAGGCGGAGGAGGAGGGAAGAAAUAAGGAGUUUACCUCAGCUUGUUCGUGUCUGAGGGGAGGGGGUACCGGGGGGUGCCUCAGCCGCCGCCCGCCCGCCUGCCUGCUCGCUUUGCCUCAGCCGCCGGUCCCGUUGGGACUCUGUGUGUGUGUAUAUAUAUAUGUGUGUCCUGCCCGGGGGUGGCGCGGGACAUGGCGAGCUCGGCUAAUACAAACCCCGUGCCUAAACUAUAUAGGUCUGUGAUUGAAGAUGUGAUUAAUGAUGUCCGAGAAGUCUUUCUGGAUGCAAGUGUGGAUGAGCAAGUUCUUGUGGAACUCAAAACACUGUGGGAAAACAAGCUGCUACAAUCCAAGGCUGUAGAUGGAUUUCACUCAGAAGAACAGCAGCUUUUAUUGCAAAUACAACAGCAGCAGCAGCAACAACAACAGCAGCAGCAACAGCAGCAGCAGCAACAACAACAGCAGCAACAGCAUACCCACCAUCACCAUCAUCCACAGCCACAGCCAACAGUUCAGCCGUCCCAGCCGCAACAAGUUCUUAUACCUGCAACACAGCAAGCACCCCAACAGCAAGUUAUAGUGCCAGAUUCUAAGCUGAUGCACAUGAAUACAUCAGGCAUGAGUGCUGCUGCUACUGCAGCUACCUUGGCUUUGCCUGCUGGUGUUACUCCUGUGCAGCAGAUUCUCACAAAUUCAGGCCAAAUCCUACAGGUGGUUAGAACUGCCAAUGGAGCUCAGUACAUUAUUCAGCCCCAGCAGCAAGUAGUCCUACAGCAACAGGUCAUACCACAGAUGCAGCCUGGCGGAGUACAGUCCCCUGUCAUUCAGCAAGUGUUGGCUCCCAUUCCUGGAGGGAUCUCACAGCAAACUGGAGUAAUUAUUCAGCCCCAACAGAUCUUGUUUACAGGAAACAAAACCCAGGUAAUACCUACUACAGUGGCAGCACCUACACCAGCACAAGCACAAAUUUCUGCGACAGGGCAGCCGCCAGCCCAACAGCAGCCAGCCCAGUCACAGGCUCCUUUAGUGCUGCAAGUAGAUGGAGCGGGUGACACAUCAUCUGAAGAAGAGGAGGAGGAAGAAGAAGACUAUGAUGAUGAUGAAGAGGAAGAUAAAGAAAAGGAUGGAGCUGAAGAUGGCCAGGUUGAGGAGGAGCCUCUCAAUAGCGAAGAUGAUGUAAGUGAUGAAGAAGGACAGGAGCUAUUUGAUACUGAGAAUGUUGUUGUGUGCCAGUAUGACAAGAUUCAUAGAAGUAAGAAUAAGUGGAAGUUUCACCUCAAAGAUGGAAUCAUGAAUCUUAAUGGAAGAGAUUAUGUAUUUUCCAAAGCCAUUGGAGAUGCAGAAUGGUGAGGUCCUAUACACAAAACAAACUCUGAGCAAAAGCAGGAAAGAUUGAGACUUGGUUAGAAACACUUCAUCAGAAAUUUAUCUGCACACCUGAAAGGAACUAGGACAAGACUACCAGGCCGAAAGAAUAGCAUGACAAUGUUGACACUACUUCAAAUGGGAACGCUGGCAUUUGUGCAGCUAGCUAUGCUUCAAAGCUGGUUUUAUAUUAAUACCUUAAUUAACCACUUCUACCUAUAGAUAAAGGUAACUAGCAUGUAAUGCUUAAUCUUCCCUUCCACUGAUUUGAAGGAACUCUUCUUUUUUGGUAAUAGUACUAUGGAAAAAGUUUAGUGUGUCUUUCUUUAUAAAUUGUGCUGAACCAUUCCCUGUGAGAAUCUUGCUAAAAUUGAAUACAGGUCUAACUGAUUGGAAGGACUGGACUGCCCAAGGUUCUAAUGAUCUUAUAUAAGUAAAAUAUUUUUUAAAUCUCUUGCGCUGGGUCAUGCAUAAUUUUAUCUACAAUUUUAGGCCUUUUGUAUAAAUUUUGAUCCCGAACCAAGAUGUCUCAUUUAUAUUUUAAAUGUAAUAAGUCUGUUUUUUUUUUCAUUUAAAAGGAUGUUGUGUUUUAAAGGGGCUAACAGAUGGAAGCUGUGUGAUUCUAAUGUCUCAGUCUUACAGCGUACUUUAAAAAGGUCCAUACAGAAACAAUGAACAAAGUUUUUGUGCUGUUUAUAAAUAAUUACUCGACCAAGUGAAAGAACAUUGCUGGUGAUGAGAUCAGAAGUUGUUGGUAAUGUGUAUUUCAUGAAAGGUUCCACAGCACUGACAGAGCAUCCAAUUUUCUUUUAAUAAUUUUUACACAAAUUAUAAUAUGGUAAGCAAAUCCACGCCAACUCAUUAUUCAGUAGUACUAAUUUCAAUAGACAGGGAAAUAUCACUGCUGAAAGUAAAUUUCUUUUGCUUUGUGAUUAUGGUAGGGGACUUUGGAAGUCAGGCUUUCAGGAAUCUAGGUUCUUUCAGGAUAGGACAGACCAAAAUACAACCCUGUUACGGAAGACCUUCAUUUCCGGAAUGGUUUAACAUUGCAAAAUAAGCAACCUGUGUUGUGCACGCCACCCAAAACACAGUGUAGAGAAGACAGGAAAGGCUGAUAGGGACUAUGAGAAUAGUACUUGUUUGUCCUAUUUCUGACACCUUUGUUUUCAGGAAAUUGAAUAUUUUUACAGAACAAAAUUGUUAGUGCAGGUUAGUCAGCACUAUUUCUUUUCUUCUCCCAAACUAUUUCUAUUGUAUUUGAAAUCACAUGUACCUGUUUCUCUCAUCAGAAAUCCAUAGUACACAGUAGGGAGCAGUUAGGCUUUCUGCACCCAUUGUGUUUACUGAAGGUGGCCUACUUUGUUGGGGGUUUUUGUAUAGUGACAGUCAUAAUGCAUCUGAAUUUUUGUACGUAAAUGUUGUUGGGGUUUCAAUUUCUAGGUAGGCAUUUUGCUUGCUCACUCAGCAUACAGUCUCUUUUGGCUGCAGUUUUGGCCUUGGACUUGAAGAUGUGUGUAUGUUGUCUAUUCCCAUUGUGUUAAUUUUAGAUUUGAAAGAAACAUAGCACUAAUUCAUAUACCAACUUUGUGACUAUGUUGAGAUCAAGUUAUCAAGCCAGUAACAAGUAACAAUUUCCCUUGCAUUCUUCUGAAUCUUGUGGCCUAUUCACAGUCUAUCCUGGCCUUGUAGUUUAAUUUAAUAUAAGCUUAACACCAAUCAAUAGAUACUGCACUGUGAAACCCAAAUAGGCUGCAGGUUUCUGUUCAGUACUGGAACCCAGAUACUGUACAAAUGAUUUAGCAUUGUGUACAUAAUGGGCACUGAAAGCUGCUUAUCUCUAGCCUUGUUAUUUAUUCUAAAGGAAACCACAGCUUUAAAAGUGACUUAUGGUUAGGUCUGUAUGGAACCAGGCAUGGUAGCUUGUAACCCAAAUACAGGAAUGCUUUGGUUGGUGAGGGUGUUAAUGAAAAUACAUGUGAAGUUUUUCUGAAAGCCAGUCACAUACCAAACUUGUGCUCUUACUUGCUUCAUCAAGUGUUCCUUUUUAAAAUCAAAAAGCAUGUUUUUAAUUUCAUUUUAUUGUAGCAACUUGUUGUAAGAAUAUAGUGUGUGUACAUUUAUUAUUGUACUUGAAUUUUAAUCAUGGUUUUAACAAUGUAAUUGAACAGAUGAUUUUGUUAGGUUUCCAUUGAAAUCAUCAUUCCUUUUGGGAUGGCAAAGAGUUCGCAUGGUUAGUCCUUAGUUUUACGUACACUUGAUUUUAUUGUUUCUCAAAUUUGGGAUUAGUCUCCACUUAAAUAGUUCAGUAUCUCUAUUUCUGAAGCAAUUAACGGUUUACAAGAAGGGCUUAUGUUUAGAUUUGCACAAAUAACAAUGGAGCACCUUUUAACUUUUAGUGGAGAAAAUUGACUCUAAAGUGAAUGGAACAUCUAAAGGAAUAAUUAUACAAAGGUGAGAGUCUUGUGCCUUUGUAAUCUUCAGAUAUUCCUACUUUAUAUCAACAUGAUAAGUAGGACCAUUGGAUUCCUUUGGUAGAUUUCUUACGGAGCUGCAGCUGUAGCCUAACAUUUUGCGUGUAAUCUUCCUGGUUUUUAGGAUGUGCAAUCAUUUGAAAAAUUUACAUUAAACAUUGUGUUUUAAGUAUUCAGAUACUGUCAUGAAAAACUUCAUAUUUGAUUAUUUAAAUUAAAUUCGUAAGGUGCUCCCUCAAGCAAUUGAGUGGCAAUCCAGUUUUCCAGCUCCCUUGCUCCUUGUGUCAGAGACUUUUUUUUUUUUUUGGCAUUAGUUGUCUCCCCAAAAAUGGAUCAUGAUUUCACAGAUACACAUGCAAGUAUAGUUCUAGCUAUCUUCUGAAGAGGGUGAAAUUUGGGACUGAAACACAGUUGCCAGCAAAAGCAAAGAACAUGUAGCAAUUAAUAUGACCAGAGUUAUUUUAAAAAUAAUGUAAACACCAUUUGGGGUUUUGUUUUUUGCUCUGUCCACAAAGAACAGCAGUAACGUCCCUUUCAAAAUACUGCUUGUUAAAACUGUAGUUUCAGGAGAAAAAUAGCAUUUUCACAAUGCACUUCUCUUCUGCUUGAAAAAUAUUAUAUUUUUUCCUAAUUGUUAAAGAAAAUGGCAAAAAGUAGCAGAAAUGUUUGGUUCACUGUGGCAAAUUGUGCUAGUCUGCUUUGAAACAGUUUGAUCAGUGAGUUAAAUUCCAUUUUUAGAACACUAGGAAUCCCUUGGGUAUUUCUACAUUGUCAAAGUGGGGCAGGAUUAUGGAUAAAUCGAACCUUUUACUUGCCUAAGAUGAGACUACUUGCUGUUUUGCUCAGUUCUCCUUGAUUUGGGUUUUAAUAAAAGCUAAAUAAUUUUGAGUGGAGGAAUAAUUGUAUGAGGCUAGCCACAUGUGGAAAACAUCACACAUUCACUUUCUCCUGUCUGCUUAGGGUACCAAAACAAUUUAGGGGAGUGGGAAAUAUCCUUAGUUGCUGUUCUGAGCUACUAUUGUCAACUGCUGUUGUACAUAUACUGUUAUGUGUAAGGGGGUAAAUAUAUUUAUUAUGUUUGUAAAAUUCAAUCUGUACAAUUGAAGAUCAAGGAUACUUUUCCUGGGAUGUACACGAUGUGUUUCAAAGGCCAUUCUUGGAAUACAAUUAGAAAACUUAGUAUUUUGAUGUACUAAGACCUAUUUUAAGUUUAAUAUUUUGCCUUUGCAAAAAAUUUAAUUAAAGAUGUUAUUUAAAAUAA
Molecule: messenger RNA, 5121 nt
Organism: Pogona vitticeps (central bearded dragon)
Lineage: Eukaryota; Metazoa; Chordata; Lepidosauria; Squamata; Agamidae
Gene: GTF2A1
Product: general transcription factor IIA subunit 1
Biological process (GO): transcription initiation at RNA polymerase II promoter; transcription by RNA polymerase II
Cellular component (GO): transcription factor TFIIA complex
Source: RefSeq, a predicted model, not a curated record